AUCGAGUACAAAUAUUAAAUUCAUAAUUUUCACAAAGUAUAGGGACUAAUAGCAAAAUUUAACAUUAAUAUUAUUUGCAUUCAGCCCACUACUACAUGUGAGCAGUCAAUUUAUCAAACCCAAAAGGAAAGUAACUAAAAAAGGAAAACACAGCAGCACUCAAUGGCCCAUUGAACCUAACCUCAAAAGAAACAAACAAAAGAUUUGCUAAAGACAAAACAUAUAUUUUUCCUCAUCUCCCUCCUUUCAUUUUCAUUCAUUUCAUUUCAAUGUCACAUGCUUUCUUCUCUCUCUCUUCCAUUAAUCCUCCUCGUACAUGUAAAUCUUUACAACCCCAUCACUUCACCAUCAAUCAAACAAAAAAACCCUUUUUUUUUCUUAUGUUAUUUCAUUGACUAUCAAUCAGAAAAAAGAAAGAAUCUUUUUCCUUGUGAAAUGAUGAUGUCACAGUGAACCCCCCUAAAACAGAUGGAUCCAGAGAGAUCCCAUGGAGGUUCUAGCAGUAGCAGCAGUAUGAGUGACCUUUUCAUUUGUUUCACUUCAGGUCCUUCUUCUUCUUCUUCUUUUGGUAGGAGAUUGAUGAGAAGCAAUGGUAGCAUGAAAGGUGGUCAAGCUUCACCAAUGUUCUCUAAUGGUAAAAAGAAAAGCUCUGGUUUUGAAAACCCUGAGCCAUCUUCCCCUAAGGUAACUUGUAUAGGUCAAGUCAGAGUGAAAAGUAAGAAACAAGGCAAAAAGUUUAGAGCUUGUAGAUCUAAAAGAACAGGAAUGGAUCAUAACAAUGGAAGUAAUAAUAAUAGUCAAGAAUGCAAGAAAUGGGUGCAUUUGCCCUUGACUAUUUGUGAAGCAUUGAAAGCAUUUGGGGCUGAAUAUUUUUACUGCUUUUUGCCUUCUUGUAUGACCAACCAAAGGGAAGAUAAACAAGACAAAACAGAAGCAAGAUCUGGUGAUAAUGAUGAUGAUGAAAAGAGGAAAAGUAGUGAGAGACAUGCUUUUGAGGAUAUUGAAAUAAAUGAUGAUGAAGAUGAAGAAGAUGAAGCUAGGUUGAGUAUUUCAUGUAUUCCACCAAAGGAUGCAUUGUUGUUAACGAGAUGCAGAUCUGAUCCUAUAAAAAUGGCUGCUUUUGCCAACAAGUUUUUGGAUUUAGACCCUAAAAAUGAAGAAGAACAAAACCCAGAAGCUGAAACAAAUGCAGGUGAAAGCAAAGAAUUACAAGGAAAUGAUGAAGAUGCUGACCAGCAAGAAUCAACCAUAAAGGAACAAACUUUGAAUCUACAUGGUGAAGAAAAUGAAAAAGAAAAGGGCUCAACUUCAAUGGUGGAGGAAGAAGAGAAAACCCAAGAAAGAUCCGAACUUGAAUGCACAGAAGCCAUGAAAACUGAUCAAGAAGGUGAUGAGUCAAAGGAGAGUGAAAGUCAACAGAAUUUAUUGCCUGACUGUUUGCUGUUAAUGAUGUGUGAGCCAAAGUUGUCAAUGGAGGUAUCAAAGGAGACAUGGGUGUGUAGUAAGGAUUUCAUCAGGGAGAAGGAAAAGCAACCAUUGGUCAAACAAAAGGUCGUUGACUUUAAUAAUCCUGUUCCAGUUUCGUUACAGCCACCGUCGUCUUCUUGUUCUUUCUCGGCUGCUCCUCCAACGGCGGCGAUUACUACUACAGUUGAUGAGAAAGUUGUUGGGGGUAAAGGGUGUGAGCAGUUUGUGCUUACGCGCUGCAUGUCAGAGCCGAUGAUGAGAUCAUCAGCUAAGCUUGCUUCAAAUGGUUGUAAAUGGAAGAAUGAGCCGACUAAGCUUGGAGUUGGUUUUUGAUGAGCCGAACAUGGUACAUGUUUCUGUGUUUUUUCAUUUGGAUUUUGUUCAUCAGUAUUUUGAAUUAUUCUUUACAA
Molecule: messenger RNA, 1877 nt
Organism: Gossypium arboreum
Lineage: Eukaryota; Viridiplantae; Streptophyta; Magnoliopsida; Malvales; Malvaceae
Exons: 1
Coding region: 469-1800 (443 amino acids)
Source: RefSeq, a predicted model, not a curated record